UGGGAUACAGGCGGUGGAGGUCAGAGAAACUCCAAGAUGUCGGCUGUUAGUCUCGCGUCCUUGAGCCGCUGUGGUUUUUGGGCAUUUCGCUCCCCCGCAGGACUGGUGGCGGUCCGGUAUGCCCAAACAGCAGCAGCUCCAGCAUCACAGCCCAGAGUAAAGAAGUUCCAGGUGUACAGAUGGGACCCAGACACUCCAGGAGACAAACCCCGCAUGCAGACCUACGAAAUCGACCUCAACACUUGUGGUCCAAUGGUUCUUGAUGCCCUGAUCAAGAUAAAAAAUGAGAUGGACUCUACUCUGACCUUCCGUCGCUCCUGCAGAGAAGGUAUUUGUGGAUCCUGUGCAAUGAACAUUAAUGGAGGAAACACACUUGCUUGUCUUAACAAGAUUGACACCAACAUUAGCAAGCCAACUAAGAUUUACCCCCUGCCACAUAUGUAUGUGGUCAAAGACCUCGUACCUGACAUGAGUAACUUCUACGCCCAGUACAAGUCUAUUGAGCCCUACCUGAAGAAGAAGGAUGAGUCAAUGGAGGGGAAACAGCAGUACCUGCAGUCUGUAGAGGACCGACAGAAACUGGACGGCCUGUAUGAAUGUAUCCUGUGUGCCUGCUGCAGUACGAGCUGUCCAAGUUACUGGUGGAACGGAGACAAAUACCUCGGACCUGCUGUGCUGAUGCAGGCGUAUCGUUGGAUGAUUGACUCACGAGACGAGUUCACAGAGGAGCGUCUGUCCAAGCUGCAGGAUCCUUUCUCCCUCUAUCGCUGCCACACUAUCAUGAACUGCACUAAGACCUGCCCCAAGGGGCUGAACCCAGGAAAAGCGAUAGCUGAGAUCAAGAAGAUGAUGGCUACAUACAAAGAGAAGAAGGCUGCUGCCGUCUGAAACCGCAGUCGUCUUGUUUUACAACUUUUCCCUCCAUGAUUAAAUUAUAUAUUGAUUAAAAUGCUCAAUGAGGUCUGAAGGGCCAGUACACCAGUCAACUCCCCCACCACUACACCCUAAACACCACAGAGUCAACUGAUGCAAAUAAGUGUGUGUGUGUGUGUGUGUGUGUGUGUGGUGGGAGGGAUUGGUGUUACACAAACGCACAUGUACAGUAUAAAUGCAGGAGAGAGAGAGAGUGUGUGUCUGAGUCUUACAUGUACCGUAACCGAGGUAUUUAUCUCCAACUCCACUGUGUGUAUGUUUGUGCACUAGGGAGACGUGAUGCUGCGUAUUAUUAAAGUAAAAACGAGGCAUUUUAUUGUGCAUAGACAUUUUUUUAGCUUGUUGCUCUUCAGGCUAGCAGCUGGUCCACAGACAUACAGUGUAUAUGUUCCCUCAGAUCUUCCAACAUACCAACAGCAGUCUUUGUUUUAAUGGAAAAUAAAUAGUUUAAAUGCC
Messenger RNA from Seriola dumerili (greater amberjack), 1389 nucleotides. RefSeq names its product succinate dehydrogenase [ubiquinone] iron-sulfur subunit, mitochondrial (gene sdhb). Gene Ontology annotation, biological process: tricarboxylic acid cycle; respiratory electron transport chain; aerobic respiration. The coding region runs from base 37 to 888 and encodes 283 amino acids. The transcript is spliced from 8 exons. The record is from RefSeq and is a predicted model, not a curated record. NCBI's taxonomy places the organism in Eukaryota, Metazoa, Chordata, Actinopteri, Carangiformes, Carangidae. Gene Ontology annotation, cellular component: mitochondrial membrane. Gene Ontology annotation, molecular function: 2 iron, 2 sulfur cluster binding; electron transfer activity.